AUGAUCCAUAAUAAUAACCCCCAGGGAGAGAAGGAAAAUGUUGGUUCGGGACGGAGAACCGCGGCGCCCCAUUGCCAUGGCCCCCCCCAAGGCUAUACAGUGCAGACGGGAGUCUCACUUUUCUACCACGGUUCAGGUCUCAAACCCAAUCACAUCGCCAGUCAUCACAUGCAGGAGAUCCGCAAAAGUGGAGAUCAGUGCACUGGAAGUGUGACGAUGUGGUUAGGAGUGGAACUAGUUCGGGUCAUAACUGCUCGGGUGCAGAACGCACCGGCCACUAGUCUAGUCAGUAGGAGUAAUAUACAAGCCUCCUUGUUGGUGAAACAGAAGAUGACAGCAUAUCUUUGGGGUCAGUCAGUAACUUGGGUCUCUAGACUACCCCUGACUAGAACUGCGGUCUUCCGACUACCGCGAUAUCGAGUGGGGCUGGACUCCGAUCGGCCGUCUGGACUGGAGGCGAGCUGGUCUCGGGAUGGCAGAGAUAGCAUGAAGAUGAAGAAAACUGGCGUAAAGAAAUAUGAGAGGAGCUGUAGGAAUGUUGAGUCCAGCCUGAUGAGAAUUGACCAGCAACAAUGGCCCUCUGGGCAGUGA
Messenger RNA from Aspergillus niger, 591 nucleotides. RefSeq lists its product as uncharacterized. The record is from RefSeq and is a predicted model, not a curated record. Bases 1 to 591 code for a protein of 196 amino acids. The transcript has 6 exons. Lineage: Eukaryota; Fungi; Ascomycota; Eurotiomycetes; Eurotiales; Aspergillaceae.